Messenger RNA from Aspergillus versicolor CBS 583.65, 1350 nucleotides. RefSeq names its product SET domain-containing protein. Lineage: Eukaryota; Fungi; Ascomycota; Eurotiomycetes; Eurotiales; Aspergillaceae. The record is from RefSeq and is a predicted model, not a curated record. Gene Ontology annotation, molecular function: protein binding. Bases 43 to 1248 code for a protein of 401 amino acids. The transcript is spliced from 4 exons.
CAAUCCAGACUGUACAGACUGACCGUGCUGGCCUUGGAGAAUAUGCGCACUCUAGGCGGCCUCGUCUGCUUCCUCUCGACAGUGGCUUUCUCGUUUCAUAUACAGAGAAGUUAUGCAGGAACAAAAAGCACAAGCUACAGCCAAUUGCUCCUCAAUCAGUCUUGCCCAGUGAGUCCACUCAUUAGCCUGCAGACUGACACUUGUCUGGUCAAGCCCAACAAUUGCAGCGGUGGCUACUGCAUCUACAGCGACCUUGACUUCUCAGGAUCACGCGGAAUCUCUUUCCUAACGACACCAGAGAUGGAAGGCAUAUUCAGGGAAUCUAUCCAGAAACAUAAACUGAGCGAUCGACUCACCGGAAUCGCUGUGGAUGCAUUUGAGCAACGCGAUAUCCCAGGCAAGGGCGUUGGACUGGUGGCGAAGCGCUUCCUGCAGCGCGGCGAGCUGAUCAUCAGGGAGCCGCCGGCGCUCAUUGUCCACCUAGAUGCUGAAUCUGAACUGCCUGAUAGUACGCGGUUUGAGAUGCAGCAGGCCGGCGUGGAGGCUCUCCCGGCUGACACCAAGCUGGAAGUGCUAGGGCUUAUGGGCCACUUUGGAGGGGAUCCGAUUGAAGAUCGCCUGGACACGAAUGCUUUCGGGGUAAUGCUUGGGGGCUCGGAAGCAGAACAUAGGGCUCUGUUGACGCAGACUUCGAGGUUGAAUCAUGACUGUCGGCCCAGCUGCAUUUUAAAUUUCAAUCCCAGGACCCUCACGGCGAGUGUUUACACUGUUCGGGAUAUCCGCCCUGGCGAAGAACUUAGCAUUUCUUACAUUGACACGAGGACAACGUACGCGAAGCGCCAUGCAGCCAUCCAGAGCUGGGGAUUUACCUGCUCCUGCGCAGCCUGCACGCUUCCACCAGGAGACCGAUUCUUGUCAGACGACAGGAUCCAGCAGAUCAAGCACUAUACUGCGGAGCUUAAAGAUUGGUCUAACAGAAGCCAAGCGGCACCAGAGAUUGCGGAGGCCCUGAUAAGAUUGUACCAAGAGGAGCAGAUUUUCUAUUAUAUCGGGGAUGCGUAUCGGCUGGCGGCUCACACUUAUAGUGGAGUACGAGAUGGGUACCACGCAUUGCGCAUGGCCAGUAACGCCCUCGUAUAUGGGCUUCAGGCGUGGGAUGAUAUGGGCUCUAGCAUGCGCGACGUUCUAGAGUUACUGGAAAAUCUCGAGAAGCAUUGGAGUUGGGGGAAGCGGUUAGAAGAGAGAUAGCAAUCUCGAACAGAUUGGGUGUACAAACAGCGCCGGAAGCUGCCAUAAAGCAAUUCGAGUUAUUUUGAUUCACUGUGCGAGUACGCAAUUGAACGCUAAGCA